Nematostella vectensis (starlet sea anemone) is the source of this 2964-nucleotide messenger RNA. RefSeq names its product chloride channel protein D. Gene Ontology annotation, molecular function: voltage-gated chloride channel activity. Gene Ontology annotation, biological process: transmembrane transport; chloride transport. Bases 154 to 2667 code for a protein of 837 amino acids. The record is from RefSeq and is a predicted model, not a curated record. The transcript is spliced from 23 exons. Gene Ontology annotation, cellular component: intracellular membrane-bounded organelle; membrane. NCBI's taxonomy places the organism in Eukaryota, Metazoa, Cnidaria, Anthozoa, Actiniaria, Edwardsiidae.
ACGUGACCUCGAAGACGAAGAUUUGAUGAGUUUGUGUUUGCCGCUGCUUGCUCUAGCGAGGAAGCCCCUACUUCCUCCUUAAUUAUUCCCUAUACCCCUCGUUGUAUUAACAAAACGCUUGUAGAGUCCAUCUAUCAAUAUAGACUUUUAAAGAUGCAUCGAAGAAAGGGGAAAACAUACGGAGUAGCAUCGGGCCACGCGGACGAGGAUGCGCUCCCAACUACGACUUCUACGAGUUUCUUUCAAAAAGGCCGCGAAUUUGAGAGUGUUUACGUCAAUCAUAAGUAUACAGACGAGGAAAAAGAGCAGCUUGCUACGUACGAAAGCGUGGAUUAUCUGCCCCCUCAUAGCUCUGUUUAUAAGAACUGGUUGAAGCGCCAGCCGUCACGUCUGGACUGGGAUCGCUGGGUGAUGAUGGGGCUUAUUGGUUUUACCGUUGGGUUUAUUGGCUUUCUUAUGCAUCAGCUGAUUGAUGUUAUUGCAGAAGUCAAAUGGGAGAAAGCAUCAGAGUAUGUGAAAGAUGAAGACUUUGCAAUGGCAUGGAUCUGGGUGAUGGGGUUUAGUGUAUUAUUCGUCAUUGUUGGCUCAUUACCUGUUGUGUAUUAUCGCCCCUCAGCUGGAGGUUCUGGUAUCCCUGAGCUCAUAGGCUUUCUCAAUGGUACUGUUGUUAGACACAUCUUCAAUGUCAAGACCAUGGUUGUCAAGUUCUUCUCAUGCGUGUGUGCCGUAGGGGCGGGGCUGCCUGUUGGACCAGAGGGUCCAAUGAUUCAUCUUGGGAGUCUUAUUGGUGCGGGACUGAGUCAGUUCAAGUCAGAGACUCUCAAAAUAAACCUUCCUUUCUUUGAGAGGUUCAGAAACACAGAAGACAGAAGGAAUUUCAUCUCGGCGGGGGCUGCCGCAGGUGUGGCGUCCGCAUUCGGUGCACCUGUCGGAGGCUUGCUCUUCUCUAUGGAGGAGGUGUCAUCUUUCUGGAACAUGAAGCUUUCCUGGCAGACAUUCUUCUGUUGUAUGGUGUCUACAUUUACAACGGAUGUGUUCAACUCUGCAUUUACGGGUUUUCGCUACCAGGGAGACUUUGGCUUAUUCAAAACAGAAAAAUACAUCAUAUUCCAGGUCAGUCAUGGUAUAGCACUGAACCUUCUAGCCUUCGUACCUGCUGCAAUCAUCGGGGCCAUUGGUGGCCUGCUUGGAGCCCUCUUUACAUUUCUCAACCUCAAGAUUGCGAGGUUUCGGCGUUACCAUAUAGGAAAUAUCAAAUCCAAAGGAUGGAAAAACCUGGCCAAACUUGUGGAGCCAAUCUUCAUCAUGCUCAUCAUGUCUACCGCAUCUGUAUUCCUCCCCGCUGCUUUCUCGUGCACGCCGUUCGAGUGCGGUUUCACUGCUAAGGGUUUCAGUCCCAAAUGCCUGACGCAUUCCCAUGGUCCUUUUCACACUGAAGUUAACGUGAACAACUACACCUGCCGGCAAGGCAUCACGGUCACCCUUAACAACACCGUCUUUACCAACUCCUCGUACAACGAAGUUGCCACUCUGUUAUUUGUGACGGGGGAGAAAGCCAUCCACCACCUAUACUCAAGGGAGACGCCUUUUGAGCUCGGCUACGCUUCUCUCUUCACUGUUUUGAUUGUGUACUUCUUGCUCGCUUGCUGGUCAGCGGGUAGCGCCAUUUCUAGCGGGCUCGUCGUUCCAAUGCUAUUCAUCGGAGGUGUCUAUGGCAGGAUCAUUGGAAGGGCGAUGGUUGACCUCUUUGGCGCUCACUCUUCAGGUUACUGGCGGUGGAUUGACCCUGGCGCUUUUGCCCUGAUUGGUGGGGCAUCAUUCUUUGGGGGCGUGUCCAGAUUGACAAUGUCACUCACCGUGAUUAUGAUGGAAAUCACUAACGACAUCCAGUUCCUGCUACCCAUCAUGGUUGGAAUCAUGGUGGCCAAGUGGGUGGGGGACUUCACUACCCACCCCCUCUACCACGCCCUUCUGGAGCUCAAGUGCAUCCCAUUUCUCGACUCGGAGCCCGUCAUCCUUCACGAGGGAUCCAGGACAAUAAACCUUGAGUUGUUCUGUGCUUCACAUGCCAUGGCCAAGCCCCCAAUAGUGGUGCACAGAGUGGAAAGCAUCACUAACUUAGCAAAUCUGCUUCUUGAUAAUCCACACGGCGGGUAUCCUGUGGUUCAGCAGGUCGAGAGUGGAGUGGAAGUAUUCGUCGGGAUGAUAUCAAGGAAUGACAUCAGCAUUUUGUUGUCGCGAGAAGAUCUGUUCUCUUCAAGAGAGAAUUUGACAGCGGAAGAGGAGGCUGUGGAUGUCACCAAACUCGACUAUUACCUGAUGAAUAAAGGCUACAUACCACACGCUGACCGCCUAAACGACACCCUCCACCACUACGAAGCGGAUCCGAAGUACCACCGACUGUUUAUCGAAUUGACCCCGUAUGUCAACCACUCAGCGCCCUCUGUCCAGGAGAAUUUCUCACUUCAUCGGACUUACAUCAUCUUCAGAACCUUGGGGCUUAGGCACCUAACUGUGGUUGAUCGACAAAAUCGUGUCAAAGGUAUAAUCACCCGUAAAGAUCUGAUGGGUUUCGAGUUGGAGGAAAAGAUACACGAACAGAUUCACCAUCUCAUGUCCCAAGAGUUGCAGCCCCCGUCCCAGCACAAUAUCGGCUACCUCAGCUAGCAAGAGACAUGAAGCCAGAUAUUGAGAUAUGAUAGCAAGAUAUGAUACCUCAGCUAGCAAGAGGCAUGAAGCCAUAGAUCGAGAUAUGAUAGCAAGAUAUGAUACCUCAGCGAGCAAGAGACAUGAAGCCAUAGAUUGAGAUAUGAUAGCAAGAUAUGACACCUCAGCUAGCAAGAAACAUGAAGCCAUAUAUUGAAAUAUGAUAGCAAGAUAUGAUACCCAAGUGCUAUAUAGACAUAGAAAUUUAGGUGCAGAUAUAGACCAGGACUCACUCUGUGGAGCCCCUAUAUGUACAAA